ACUCUAAACAGAGUCUUCUUCUCCUUCUCUUUGAAUAUUUCACUCUUUUCAUUUGCUUCAUCUUUUUCAUUUCAUUUUGCUUCUCUCAUACUCAUUGGAUUACUAUUAAGGCGCAUGGCAACCCCUAUUUGUCGAUGUGGUGAGGCGGAAGUCCUUCGUACCUCUUGGACCGAUGGCAAUCCGGGUCGUCGAUUUUACGGCUGCAACAAUUAUGGGACUUCGGGAGCAUGUAACUUUUUUCGUUGGGUGGAUCCGAUAUUAGAUGAACCCAUGAAGCAAGCUAUUCGUGGUUUACACAAGCGGAUCGUGGCAUUAGAGAGGAGGAACGAUCAGCCCUCUAUUUUCGUUGGAAGGAUUAAGCUCAUAUCAAUAAUGUUGGGACUUUUUGUUAUUGUUUAAAUAAUCAUGAACGUGUACUAUUUUGGAGCUCAUGGUAAUGUAUUGUCGUAGGUUUGAAUGACUACUAUCAAAGUGGUGUAAUGUAGUAUUGUAGCAUGUAUUAUCAAGU
Linum tenue is the source of this 508-nucleotide messenger RNA. NCBI's taxonomy places the organism in Eukaryota, Viridiplantae, Streptophyta, Magnoliopsida, Malpighiales, Linaceae. The record is from the annotation of a GenBank genome assembly.